UAAACUAUUGACUCAAUCAGGGGGCAGUUGAUGCCCAAAUGGACUUCCCACUUGGAAGCUUGAACUUCACCAAUCUGGUUGGGGUCCUGGUGAUUCUUGCUCUGUCGUUCCGGGUGUUAUGGAGAUCAAUAUCAUCAUCAAGCAUGCUCAAAACACCACCGGAAGCUGCAGGUGGGUGGCCCGUGAUAGGCCACUUGCCGGUUCUAGCGAAAUCCAUGCUUCCUCACAAGACCUUAGCGUCCAUGGCCGACGAGUUCGGACCCAUCUUCGCCCUCAGGCUCGGGUCGUUCCCGGCCGUGGUGGUGAGCAGCUCCGAGAUAGCCAAAGAAUGCUUCACCAAGCACGACGUCGCCCUCUCCUCUCGCUCGCGGCUUCUGUUCUUCGAAAUUCUGGGUUAUGACUAUGCCUUGUUCGCGUUCGCUCCCUACGGUCCGUACUGGCGGGAGGCGAGGAAAAUGGCCACCUUGGAGCUGCUCUCUAACCGGAGGAUCAGGUCGCUGCUCAACCCGGUACUUGCCUCUGCGACAGAUCCCGCCAUUAAAGAGUUGCACAGGCUUUGGAGUGAGAAGAAGGAUGCUUCAGGCCAUAUCUCAGUAGACUUGAAGCAAUGGUUUGCGAAGCUGACCCUGAAUGUGAUCCUUAACGUUGUAGCCGGCACGGGCCGCUACAGCAGCACCGCCCCGAUGGACGAGGAAGAAGAGAGGCGGUGCCACAACGCGGUGAGGCAGUUCUUCCGUUUGAUGGGGAUGUUCACAGUGGCGGAUGCUCUUCCUUUCUUGCGGUGGCUCGACUUGGGUGGGCAUGAGAGAGCCAUGAAGAGGACUAUGGAAGAAUUGGACACGAUCCUAAGUAAUUGGUUAGAGGAACACAGAAGGAAGAAGGAGGUCGACUUGGACAAGUCUCGGGGUGAUCAAGACUUCAUGGAUGUCAUGCUUUCAACUCUUGACGGCACGGAAAUCGCAGGUUAUGAUGCUGAUACAAUUGCCAAAGCCACAUGCUUGGCAAUGAUAGCCGGAGGCAGCGACACAACUAUGGCUACCCUAACAUGGGCGAUCUCUCUGUUGUUGAACAACCUCCACAUCCUUCAAAAAGUUCAGGAAGAACUGGACAAUCACAUCGGCAAGCAAAGACAUCCGAUCGAAUCGGACAUCGCGAACUUGGCCUUCCUCCAAGCUAUAGUAAAGGAGACCCUCCGCCUGUACCCGGCAUCCCCUCUGCUUGGACGCGAACCCACUGAGGACUGCGUUAUCGGUGAGUACCAUGUGCGCAAAGGCACAAGGAUGAUAUUCAACCUAUGGAAAAUCCAGACCGAUCCCAGACUGUGGCCCGACCCUUUGAAGUUUCGGCCGGAGAGGUUUCUGAGCAGUCAUGAGGAUCUUGAUGCGAAGGACCAUAAUUUUGAGCUCUUACCAUUUGGAGGGGGUAGAAGAAUGUGUGCUGGAAUGUCGUUCGCGCUCCAGUCGCUGCAUUUUAUCUUGGCUAGGUUCUUGCAUGCGUUCGACAUAUCUACUCCCGGCGAAUCCUCGGUGGACAUGUCCGAGGAUUUCGGAGCCACCAUAAAAAGGGCAAGGCCACUUGAAGUUAUGCUCGCGCCAAGAUUGCCUCGUGAGCUGUACUAAUCUAUCUAGAGCGUCAGACGAUGAAGAUUCCAACGUUAGAAGAAGCUAAAUUGUAAGCAGCAGCCGAACGAAUAUGUAUGGGCUUUCCGUAUUCGACAAAGAAAAGUCAAACGCAUUCACGCUA
This is a messenger RNA of Rhodamnia argentea, 1743 nucleotides long. Its product is annotated as cytochrome P450 CYP82D47-like. The record is from RefSeq and is a predicted model, not a curated record. Gene Ontology annotation, biological process: defense response to other organism. NCBI's taxonomy places the organism in Eukaryota, Viridiplantae, Streptophyta, Magnoliopsida, Myrtales, Myrtaceae. Gene Ontology annotation, molecular function: heme binding; monooxygenase activity; iron ion binding. The transcript has 3 exons. The coding region runs from base 39 to 1619 and encodes 526 amino acids.